Molecule: messenger RNA, 489 nt
Organism: Rotaria sordida
Lineage: Eukaryota; Metazoa; Rotifera; Eurotatoria; Philodinida; Philodinidae
Source: the annotation of a GenBank genome assembly
AUGCGUGAUUUAUUUUUUGAAUGGCAUGAUUUAAUUCGUCGACGAAAUAAAUUAAAUCGAUCAUAUUCAAUUGAUUUGUUAUUAAAUGAAAAAAUUCCUCGACGAACAGAUGAAAUUGUUUCAUCAAAAUCAACAGAUUCAAUAUUUUGCUCAAUGUCAGAUAAAAGUUCAAGAUUUAUUAAAGAUUUUUUUCAUUAUUUUAUUCCAUCAAAAUCAAAAAUUUUAACAAAUAAUAAUCUUUCAACUCCAUAUCUUUUAAAUGAAAAAGAUGAAAAUGGAAAUAAGAAUAAAUUCAAUGAAAAAAGUUUAUUAAUAAAAAGAAAAUUAAUUCAACGUGAACAAAUUCUUAAAAAACUUAAACAAAAACUAACUCAAGUUGAUCAACAACUUUUAUUAUUUCAUAAAUCAUUACAAGAAGAUUCUUCUUUGUCUUCUUCACAUUCAUCACCUUCGCCUUAUUUAUCUUUAUAUGCCUUAGAACUUUUGUGA